Messenger RNA from Solea solea (common sole), 3537 nucleotides. Its product is annotated as NACHT, LRR and PYD domains-containing protein 12-like. NCBI's taxonomy places the organism in Eukaryota, Metazoa, Chordata, Actinopteri, Pleuronectiformes, Soleidae. Gene Ontology annotation, molecular function: protein binding. Bases 161 to 3439 code for a protein of 1092 amino acids. The record is from RefSeq and is a predicted model, not a curated record. The transcript is spliced from 9 exons.
GGAGGAGAACAUCAUCUGCUUUGUGAAGAACGAGCUGAAGAAGAUCCACAAGGUUCUGGAUACAGAUCACACAGAAGUCUCAGAGAGUCAGAGGGAGGAUGAGGAGCAGAGGAGCAGCAGAGAGGCCUUUCUGAAGAUCACAGGGGACUUCUUAAGGAGGAUGAAGCAGGAGAAGCUAGCUGACAAAAUCAGAGCUCCAGCUUGUCGACGUGAACUCAAAUCAAACCUGAAGAAGAAGUUCCAGUGUUUGUUUGAGGGCGUAGCUAAAGCAGGAAACCCCACCCUUCUGAAUGAGAUCUUCACAGAGCUUUACAUCACAGAGGGAGGGACUGGAGAGGUCAAUGAAGAACAUGAGGUCAGACAGAUUGAAAGAGCUUCCUGGAAACCAGACAGACCAGAAACAUCCAUCAGACAUGAAGACAUCUUGAAAGCCUCAGCUGGAAGAGACGGACCAAUCAGAAGAGUGAUGACAAAGGGCGUGGCUGGCAUUGGGAAAACAGUGUUAACACAGAAGUUCACUCUGGACUGGGCUGAAGACAAAAGCAACCAGGACGUACAGUUCAUGUUUCCCUUCACCUUCAGAGAGCUGAAUGUGCUGAAAGAGAAGAAGUUCAGUUUGGUGGAACUCAUCCAUCACUUCUUCACUGAAACCAAAGAAGCAGGAAUCUGCAGGUUUGAAGACUUUAAGGUGGUCUUCAUCUUUGAUGGUCUGGACGAGUGUCGACUUCCUCUGGACUUCCACAACACUGAGAUCCUGACUGACGUCACAGCGUCCACCUCAGUGGACGUGCUGCUGACAAACCUCAUCAGGGGGAAACUGCUUCCCUCUGCUCGCCUCUGGAUAACCACACGACCUGCAGCAGCCAAUCAGAUCCCUCCUGACUGUGUGGACAUGGUGACAGAGGUCAGAGGGUUCACGGACCCACAGAAGGAGGACUACUUCUGGAAGAGGUUCAGAGAUGAGGAGCAGGCCAGGAGGAUCAUCUCCCACAUCCAGACAUCACGAAGCCUCCACAUCAUGUGCCACAUCCCAGUCUUCUGCUGGAUCACUGCAACAGUUCUGGAGAACAUGCUGAAAACCAGAGAUGGAGGAGAACUGCCCAAGACCCUGACUGAGAUGUACAUCCACUUCCUGGUGGUUCAGUCCAAAGUGAAGAAGGUCAAAUAUGAUGGAGGAGCUGAGACAGAUCCACACUGGAGUCCAGAGAACAGGAAGAUGAUUGAGUCUCUGGGGAAACUGGCUUUUGAGCAGCUGCAGAAAGGAAACCUGAUCUUCUAUGAAUCAGACCUGACAGAGUGUGGCAUCGAUAUCACAGCAGCUUCAGUUUACUCAGGAGUCUUCACUCAGAUCUUUAAAGAGGAGAGAGGCCUGUACCAGGACAAGGUCUUCUGCUUUGUCCAUCUGAGUGUUCAGGAGUUUCUGGCUGCUCUUCAUGUUCAUCUGAUCUUCAUCACCUCUGGAACAAAUCUGUUGUCAGAACCAACAACGAGCCAGUUGACCAGACCGUUUAGAAAAAAACCUAAACUGAAUCAUCUGCACCAGAGUGCUGUGGACGAGGCCUUACUGAGUCCAAAUGGACACCUGGACUUGUCCCUCCGCUUCCUCCUGGGUCUUUCACUGGAGACCAAUCAGAAGCUCUUAAGAGGUCUACUGACACAAACAGUAAGUGGUUCACAGACCAAUCAGGAAACAGUUGAGUACAUCAAGAAGAAGAUCAGUGAGAAUCUGUCAGCAGAGAGAAGCAUCAACCUGUUCCACUGUCUGAAUGAACUGAACCAUCGUUCUCUUGUGGAGAAGAUCCAAGAGUCCCUCACAUCAGGAUGCCUGUCCACAGAGACACUGUCUCCUGCUCAGUGGUCAGCUCUGGUCUUCAUCUUACUGUCAUCAGGAAAAGAUCUGGAAGAGUUUGACCUGAAGAAAUACUCUGCUUCAGAGGAGGCUCUUCUGAAGCUGCUGCCGGUGGUCAAAGCCUCCAACAAAGCUCUACUGAAUGGCUGUAACCUCUCAGAGAGAAGCUGUGAAGCUCUGUCCUCAGUCCUCAGCUCUGUGUCCUCUAGUCUGAGACAUGUGGACCUGAGUAACAACAACCUGCUGAAUUCAGGAGUGAAGCUGCUGUGUGAUGGACUGAAGAGUCCUUACUGUUCUCUGGAGACUCUCAGUCUUUCAGGUUGUCUGGUCUCAGAGGAAGGAUGUUCUUCUCUGACCUCAGCUCUGAACUCAAACCCCUCCCAUCUGAGAGAACUGGACCUGAGUAACAAUGACCUGCAGGAUCCAGGAGUGAAGCUGCUGUGUGAUGGACUGAAGAGUCCUUACUGUUCUCUGGAGACUCUCAGUCUUUCAGGUUGUCUGGUCUCAGAGGAAGGAUGUUCUUCUCUGACCUCAGCUCUAAACUCAAACCCCUCCCAUCUGAGAGAACUGGACCUGAGUAACAAUGACCUGCAGGAUCCAGGAGUGAAGCUGCUGUGUGAUGGACUGAAGAGUCCUUACUGUUCUCUGGAGACUCUCAGUCUUUCAGGUUGUCUGGUCUCAGAGGAAGGAUGUUCUUCUCUGACCUCAGCUCUGAACUCAAACCCCUCCCAUCUGAGAGAACUGGACCUGAGUAACAAUGACCUGCAGGAUCCAGGAGUGAAGCUGCUGUGUGAUGGACUGAAGAGUCCUCACUGUUCUCUGGAGACUCUCAGGCCACCAGCAAGAUAUUUAGUAGAAGUUUAUCCCCUUUCAGCCAUUCCUCAGACAGCCACCGUCUUCUCUUUGAAACACACCUGUCCUUGUAGUUCAUCAUUGUGUCCACCAGAGUGCGUCAUUAAGACAACAGUUUGGACUCAUGUUGGACAGAAACUCAUUCAGACUGUUUCUUCCUCCAGGAUGGACCAUGCUGGAGAGCAGUGGUUAAAACCUGGUCUCAGGAAGUAUUCAUGUGAACUGGAACUGGACACAAACACAAUGAGCAGAGAACUCAAACUGUCUGACGACAACAGGAAAGUGACCCGUGUGAGAGAAGAUCAGUUGUAUCCUGAUCAUCCAGACAGAUUUGAGUCCUGGUCUCAGCUGCUGUGUAGACCUGGUCUGACUGGUCGCUGUUACUGGGAGGUCGAGUGGAGAGGAAGAGUUUGUAUAUCACUGAGUUACAGAGGAAUCAAGAGGAAAGGCGACAGUUCUGACUGUUUGUUUGGACAUAAUGAUCAGUCCUGGAGUCUGUUCUGCUCUGAUGAUCGUGGUAACUCUGUCCUUCACUGUAGGACAGAAACACGCAUCAUGUCCUCUGUCUCUCACAGGGUAUCAGUGUAUGUGGACUGUCUUGCUGGGACUCUGUCCUUCUACAGCGUCUCCUCUGACUCACUGAUCCACCUCCACACCUUCAGGACCACAUUCACUGAACCGGUUUAUCCUGGGUUCCUGGUCUGGCCUGGUUCCUCAGUGUCUCUGUGUCCUCUGUAGGACAUGAAGAGACAGCAGCUUCAGUGGUGGACGAGGUCAAAGCUCGUCUCAGUCAUUCUUUGUUGAAACCAUCAAUAAAUAAAGACUUAAAAAAUCAA